AUGACGACUAGCCCGGAAGAUGACAUCAAGGCGAAAUCUGCCCGUGCAAAACGGAAUGCGCAAUUCAGAGAGUUCUUCUCUCAGCCGUUCGCCUCCGCCUUCUGUGCCGGUGGUGUGGCCGGUGCCGUCUCCCGAACUGUCGUCUCCCCUCUCGAGCGGCUGAAGAUCCUCUUUCAAGUCCAAGGCGCCGGACAUACUGAAUACAAGCUAGGGGUGGGCAAGGCGCUGGUGAAAAUGUGGAAGGAGGAGGGAUGGAGAGGGUUCAUGCGUGGUAAUGGUACGAACUGCAUCCGCAUAGUUCCCUACUCAGCUGUCCAGUUCGGAAGCUACAACUUCUAUAAACGGCAAUUUUUCGAGACGACCCCCAGCGCCGUCAUGGGACCCUUCGAGAGACUUUUCUGUGGUGGCAUUGCAGGCAUCACGUCGGUCUUCCUCACAUACCCGCUCGACAUUGUGCGGACUCGUCUUUCGAUUCAGUCGGCGUCUUUCGCUGCGCUUAGCAGCACGCCGAGGGACCAGCUGCCCGGCAUGUGGAGCACCUUGGCGAUGAUGUACAAAAACGAGGGUGGUAUACCCGCCUUGUACCGUGGCAUAAUACCUACUGUGGCGGGAGUGGCCCCAUACGUCGGCCUGAACUUCAUGACGUACGAGUUUGUGCGGAAGUACUUGACUCCCGAAGGCGACCAGAACCCCAGCGCCGCACGGAAACUACUUGCUGGUGCUGUCUCUGGUGCCGUCGCCCAAACCUGCACAUAUCCAUUUGAUGUACUGAGACGGAGAUUUCAAAUCAACACGAUGUCAGGUAUGGGCUAUCAGUACAAGUCGAUCGGAGACGCCAUCAGGGUCAUCAUAAAACAGGAAGGGCCACGAGGCUUGUAUAAAGGCUUAAUUCCGAACUUGCUCAAGGUAGCACCUAGCAUGGCGGCGAACUGGCUCAGCUUCGAAGUCACGCGGGACUUCCUGGUCGCGUUGAAGCCGGAGCCUGCCGACUUAUAG
Molecule: messenger RNA, 996 nt
Organism: Anthostomella pinea
Lineage: Eukaryota; Fungi; Ascomycota; Sordariomycetes; Xylariales; Xylariaceae
Source: the annotation of a GenBank genome assembly